AUGGAGGAGACCAACACAACAAAUCUCUCUCUGAACUACGUGACUUCUGGAUAUAAAGACUCUCAGGUGGUUGAUAAAUCUUGGUGCAUACUAGAUCAUAGGCUGUUGAUAAUUUCAGGUGUCUGUAUUAGUAUUUGCCUGUGUGGACUUGUGGGGAAUAUGGUGGUCAUGUGGUUCCUGGGCUUCCACAUGAAGAAGAACCCCUUCACUGUCUACGUCCUGAACCUGGCCGUCGCUGACUUCUCUCUGCUCCUGUUUGUUCUUGUUAUAUGUACAUUGUACAUUAUUUCAGAAGUCUAUUGUAUUUUCCCAUUUCAAUAUUAUUUCUCCAAGAAUAUCCUGAUCGUUGUGUUUCUGUUUUGGUAUUUAGCCAGCAUGUAUCUCCUGACAGCAAUGAGCGUGGAGAGGUGCCUGUCUGUUUUGUUCCCAAUCUGGUACCGGUGUCGCCGCCCAAAGCACUUGUCAGGCAUCACCUGUGGGAUGCUCUGGGCUCUUGCCGGACUUCUUGUUUCUUUGGCUUUGAUUAGUUGUUUUUUGGGUAUAACCUGUGAACAACUAUUACAAGAUAUAAGCAUUGUGAAUGGUCUCAUUUUCUGUUUAUUCCCAUUCCUUUCCAACCUUUCCCUGUUCAUCAAACUCCAAUGUGGCUCACAGAGACGACACCCAGGGAGGCUCUACGUUGCUCUCUUGCUCAACGUGAUCUUCUUGUUCAUCUUUGGGAUUCCUUUCAGUGUGGUGAUGUUCCUUGGUCCUUUUUAUGUAGAGCUGUGUUACCUUCAUAUUUCUUACCUGCUGGCAUCGCUGAACAGCAGCAUCAACCCAGUCAUUUACUUUCUGGUGGGGAGCUGCCGGCAGCGCCGGCUCCGGGGCUCCGUGAAAGCCGCCCUUCGCCGAGUGUUCGAAGAGAAAGCGAGGAGCGAGGAGGGGAGCCACGUGCCUGGGGACACUGCGGUGGAGACCUCUCUGUAA
Messenger RNA from Gavia stellata (red-throated loon), 969 nucleotides. RefSeq names its product mas-related G-protein coupled receptor member H-like. Gene Ontology annotation, molecular function: G protein-coupled receptor activity. The coding region runs from base 1 to 969 and encodes 322 amino acids. Gene Ontology annotation, cellular component: membrane. The record is from RefSeq and is a predicted model, not a curated record. The transcript has a single exon. Gene Ontology annotation, biological process: G protein-coupled receptor signaling pathway. Lineage: Eukaryota; Metazoa; Chordata; Aves; Gaviiformes; Gaviidae.